GGAAGGAAGGAAGGAAAGAAAGAAAGUAUUUCAACCAGCAGAAGGGCCUAGGAAAGGCAUUUUGGGCUGAGAGAACAGAAAACUCAUGCUGUUCCCUCCCCUCCAUGGGCCCUCCUCAUCCUGGCAUCACCCCCGCUAAAGCUCAAAUUAACCCCUUUGGGUUUCUUCUUAUAGGGAGACUGGGACUAGGCACCAGGGAGUCCCACAGCUGCCCCCAGCAGGUGCCCAUGCCCCCGGGACAGGAAGCUCAGCGAGUUGUAUGUGGCAUCGACUCCUCCAUGAUCCUCACUGUGCCUGGCCAAGCCCUGGCCUGUGGAAGCAACAGGUUCAACAAACUGGGCCUGGACCAUCUCUCCCUGGGGGAGGAGCCUGUUCCCCACCAGCAGGUGGAGGAGGCCCUGAGCUUCACGCCACUAGGCUCUGCACCCCUGGACCGGGAGCCCCUGCUGAGUGUAGACCUGGGCACUGCUCACUCAGCUGCUGUGACUGCCUUGGGUGAUUGCUACACUUUUGGCAGCAAUCAGCAUGGGCAAUUGGGCACCAAUGCUCGCCGGGGCAGCCGGGCACCCUGUAAGGUCCAAGGCCUUGAGGGCAUCAAGAUGGCAGUGGUAGCCUGUGGGGAUGCCUUCACUGUAGCUAUUGGGGCAGAGGGUGAAGUGUACUCUUGGGGCAAAGGGGCCCGAGGUCGACUGGGAAGGAGGGAUGAGGAUGCCAGAUUCCCUCGGCUAGUGCAACUGGAUGAGACACACCCUUACACGGUGACUUCCGUGUCCUGUUGCCAUGGAAACACCCUCCUGGCUGUUCGCCCGGUCACAGACGAGCCAGUCCCCCCGUGAGGCACCUGGAUACACCUCUGGACCAUCCUCAUAUUGCUUCUCCUCUGACUGUUCUGAAAAAUGCAGGUGCCCAAGGCAUGACUCCCAGCUGUCUCCUGGAUUAUGUCAUCAGUGGGGGUGUCGGGGCUGGUGAAAUCCCCGCUCUGCUUUUGGCCUUGGACAUGGAAACCUCAACCACUUUGUUCUCCCACCACCUUUGCCCUUCCUGCCCCUUCUUCCCUUCAGUCAGUGUCCCCAGGGUCCAGUCUGGCUAGAGUUAGAAGGCAGACCCAGCCUUUGGAAGCAGGGUGGCCUCCAGAGCCUUGCCAUAAAAAAACUAAAGGCAGCUAUAGCUCCUCCUCCACCACACAGACCCUGCCCUUUCCCGCAGCCCAGUUAGAAAAUAAUUCUGGACCAGUGGUGGUGCUGACACCUGCAGUCCCAGUGCUUUGGGAGGCCAAGGCAGUUGAGGAUCGCUUGUGGCCAGGAGUUGGAGACCAGCCUGGGAACCACAGACUGCUAUUUCCACCA
Messenger RNA from Sapajus apella (tufted capuchin), 1346 nucleotides. RefSeq names its product NIMA related kinase 8 (gene NEK8). The record is from RefSeq and is a predicted model, not a curated record. The transcript is spliced from 5 exons. Bases 105 to 836 code for a protein of 243 amino acids. NCBI's taxonomy places the organism in Eukaryota, Metazoa, Chordata, Mammalia, Primates, Cebidae.